AUACAUCCACAUUUCUCGCACUCUCUACAUUCUCUAUAAUUUAUCAUUGCUCACUUCAAAAUUUCUUAUUCCAAGUUACGACCCUUAAGUCCUUCGGUUUUACUUUUAAGCACGUUUCUCACACAUUGACUCCUAAUGCCCAUACGACUACGAAACUACACGCCAUCAAGUCGAGCCGAACCCUCCAAUACUUCACACUCGUGUUUCGUUACGCAUCACCCUUGUUACGUUGUUGAUGCCCUGAGUAGCAAUAACAUAACACAAGUAAUAAAUCACAAAUAAAUAAAUUUAAAAAUAAAAAAUAAAUAAAGUAAAAUAUAAAUAAUAAAAGCUAAUAUUAAUAUUAAUAAAUAAAAAAACAUAGUAAUCCACGAACCCUCUCCUUCUCCACCUCCAUAUAAAUACCACACAUCACCUUACUCCAUCAUUUCAUUCUUCUUCUUCCUCUUCCUCUUCCUCUCAUCUUUUCUCUCACUCCCAAUCUAACCCUAACCUAAUUCAAUUUUCCCCCCAAAUUCUCCCAAAACCUCAAUCCAUGGAAGCCGCCGUCUGCUUCUCCCCUUCCUCCACCUCCUCCUCCUCCUCCUCGCCCCCCAACAAGCGCAAGCUCGCCGCCGAGAAGCCCUACCGCGGAAUCCGUAUGCGCAAGUGGGGGAAAUGGGUCGCCGAAAUCAGAGAGCCCAACAAGCGCUCCCGAAUCUGGCUCGGCUCCUACUCCACCCCAAUCGCCGCCGCCCGCGCCUACGACACCGCCGUCUUCCACCUCCGCGGCCCCUCCGGCCGCCUCAAUUUCCCCGAAUCCGCCCCCGACUACGCCGCCGACCUCCAGAAAGACCUCUCCGCCGCCGCCAUCAGGAAAAAAGCCACCGAGGUCGGCGCCAGAUUCGACGCUUUGAUCGCCUCCGGCCGCGCCCCCGCCGCCCCGAUCAAAUCGGGCCGGGCCGACCACAAGCCCGAUUUGAAUGAGUAUCCGAGUCCUGAGUCUUCGGAGGAGAAUUGAGUUUGUUUUUUUUGGGGAUUUUUUAUUUUAAAAAAAAGGAGAUGUAUAUCUAUAAGGGGAAAUUGGAUUAUAGAGAAAAAAAUCUUGCUUGGUUUUAAAUGUAGUUUGGUGAUUAUUGGAGAUUAAACUGUCUAAUUCUUAGUUGGAUUAGCAAUGGGAAUUAAUUUUGUCGUUUUCUCUCUUUGGAAAAA
This is a messenger RNA of Salvia splendens (bonfire salvia), 1191 nucleotides long. Its product is annotated as ethylene-responsive transcription factor ERF011. Gene Ontology annotation, biological process: regulation of DNA-templated transcription. Bases 536 to 1000 code for a protein of 154 amino acids. NCBI's taxonomy places the organism in Eukaryota, Viridiplantae, Streptophyta, Magnoliopsida, Lamiales, Lamiaceae. The transcript has a single exon. Gene Ontology annotation, molecular function: DNA-binding transcription factor activity; DNA binding. The record is from RefSeq and is a predicted model, not a curated record.